ACUGUACUCCCGGCUGUUUGUGUGUCACUUAUUUAGACUGAGCAGAAAUGCUGAAAGGCAACCGCUGAUAUGGCUACGUUGAAUUGCUGUGCUUUCUGAAUGCUACUUGGACGUUAUCCGAGGGGAAAUCUCUGUGCUGGAGUGUUCUUUCCCACAAACCCGGAGUGAAUUGUGAGCUGCGUAGUUUUUGUCCAGCGCCCCCCCCAAUCACUCCAUGUUUUCAAGCAGUCAGGAGGAGCAUUGCGCCCCCACUAAAGAGCCGCUCAAAUACGGGGAAAUCGUCGUUUUGGGAUACAAUGGCUCUCUCCCAAACGGUGACAGAGGAAGAAGAAAGAGCCGGUUUGCCCUUUAUAGAAGAGUCCGGGCCAACGGGUUGAAGCCCAGCACAGUGCACGUUCUCAACACGGUGCAAGAUGGCAAGCAGACGGUGAGCGUAAAAGGGCUGCACAGCAUUUCUUACACGUUGUCACGGAACCAGACGGUGGUUGUUGAAUAUUCUCCAGACAAGGAAACAGACAUGUUCCAGAUUGGCCGCUCAACAGAAAGCCCGAUUGACUUUGUUGUGACAGAUACGGUGUCCGGGGGUCAUGCCGGUGAGGAGAGUCCCAUCACACAGAGCACCAUCUCUCGGUUUGCUUGCCGAAUUGUCUGUGAGCGUAACUUUCCUUACAGAGCUCGGAUCUACGCAGCAGGCUUUGACUCGUCAAAGAACAUCUUCCUUGGGGAGAAGGCGGCUAAGUGGAAAAAUCCUGAUGGACACAUGGAUGGCCUGACCACCAAUGGAGUGCUGGUGAUGCAUCCAAGGGGUGGGUUUACAGAAGAAUCAAGACCUGGAGUGUGGCGUGAAAUCUCAGUCUGUGGGGAUGUGUACACACUGAGGGAGACUCGAUCAGCACAGACGAGGGGGAAACUGGUGGACAGUGAAAGCAAUGUGCUGCUGGAUGGCUCACUGAUUGACCUUUGUGGAGCCACACUACUGUGGCGCACGGCGGACGGCCUGCUGCAUACGCCGACCCAGAAGCACAUUGAAGCUCUGCGGCAGGAGAUCAAUGCGGCGCGACCUCAGUGUCCUGUCGGCCUCAAUACUUUGGUUUUUCCAAGCAUGCAGCGCAGUCGUGACCUCGCCGCCCUGGAGGAAAAGCAACCUUGGGUGUACCUGACCUGCGGGCAUGUGCAUGGUUUCCACAACUGGGGGCACCGUUCAGAGAGGGAGUCCAAUGCUCAACGCGAGUGUCCCAUGUGUCGGACUGUGGGUCCUUACGUACCCCUUUGGUUGGGCUGUGAGCCCGCCUUUUACGUUGACACGGGCGCCCCGACGUAUGCCUUUGUGCCCUGUGGCCACGUGUGUUCUGAGAAGACAGCAAAAUAUUGGUCAGAGAUCCAGCUUCCCCAUGGCACCCACGCAUUCCAUGCAUCCUGCCCUUUCUGCGCCUCACAACUGAGUCCCGCUCAGGGUUAUGCCAGGCUUAUUUUUCAGGGGCCCAUCGACUGAGCUGGGCUGCUCCAGCAGCGGACACUUGCUAGACGUGGAAAGAAACAGCAGAAGUUCCAUAGGUGCCAUUUUCUGAGAUGAUGUUUGUUGCACUGAAAGUGAAAUGGAGAAGCAGUGCCAGCCUUUGAGGACCUGGAUAUCUGACACCAGAAGACAUUGCCUCUCUUUUUCUUUUUUAAACACUGCCCAUCGCUUAUAUUUUAUUUAACAAGACUGAGGUUGAAAUGUUUGGAUCUAAUAAAGAAGCUCCCAGGAUUCACGGCAGCAGGCUGCCACGCUGGUAAUCACUGUGGGUACAGGUAUGAGGUGGGGCGAGCAGCUCUUUAGUUCCUGGGCAGCCCUUUUUUCACAUAAGGUGAGCCAACGCUUUCCCGGAUGAGCUGUGUGUUUAUUAUCAGUCCUCGCCGCCAUGCCAUCUCUGUCGCAGCCUCACCCGCUCCUACGUCGUGUAGACUCAGACCUGUCCGAUCUACCUCUACAUAACGAUUUUGUGGAAGGAAAUCAAAUAUUUUAGCAGACAUUUUACAGAUUGCUCUUUAAAUUUGGUAAAGGUCAAAAAAAAAGCAACCAAGAAAAAUUUCUUAGUUUUUAUUUUGCUACUCUGGGACUCUUGUACAGUUUUUACAAUUGAAAUGUUAAUAUAUUUUCACUUUUGAGUCGCAUACCUUUGUGGUAUUUGUCUGCAGUCGGCAACAUUCAGUGCAAGGGGUGGGAGUCUUGGGGGGGUCUGGCCACUGGGUAGGGUGCCUCCCUUGGGGGUUUAACCAGCAACUGAACUGGCCGAGCACAGCGGCCUCACGCCAGGAGAGAUGUCACCAGUGUCUUCGUCAAAGGCUUUAUAACUGUGCUUAAUGCCAUUGGACCCCGGAUUCAUUCAUGAAUCCAUUCUGUGUAGUUUGGCAAACUUGUAGGUCAUUACUUUGAGAUUCGGUGCCAGGGCGAUGUAUUUUUGGGUCACUUUGCACUCUUGUUGUCUAGACAGCAGGCACCACAGAAGGGAUUUGUGAAUGGCAACAAAUUGACUGCCUCGCUGCAGGGACCCCCGUAUCAGGACUGCAUGUUUAAGUCGGGCACUGAGAUCCCCUUUGAGGAGACAGGGAUUCGCUUCUUUUGGUUACAUCAUUUAUAAUCCUUAAUGUCAGCCAUGCUCUCUGGUCAGCCCAGUCUGAACUCAAGACUGCAUUCCACUUCUCUUUGGCGGGUUUAUUUCUCAUUCUGUCGCAAUGCAAAUCUAAACUGUUUACUACAAGACAUCUGGUUUUGUUAUUCACGCACUGUGACUGGGAGUCCAGUAGUGAACGGCACAUUUCAAUGGUGUGUAAACCAGUUCAGCGCCGCACUUGACCAGCAGCUUUGGCUACAAGGCAGAAACCAACCCUGGACUGGCACUGGUCCGUCACUUGGCCCACUUUCAGACACCAGCCUGGCUGUUCUGGAGAGGCCAUGUAAAUGUGCCAGCUUACGAUUGGUGUACCUGGAGCCAAACACCAACAUGGGGAGAGCAUGCAGAGUCCACACAGCCAGCGACCAACUGUAGGGUUUAAGGCCGACACACAGUACACUAACCAUUGAGCCAUUAUAGCGAAAAUAACAAUGGAAGAAAGCGGCAAAGCUAACCUGUUGUGCAGAUGUUCUUAACUCAGGCUUGGGGCACAGAAAAACUCGGACUGGACCCCUUUGAAGUAACUCUGGCAGAACCGUCUGUCCAGGUCUGGGGUGAUAAACGCCAUCUCACAAAAUCAUGGCAGCCAAUCCACCCCGUGUUUGUAGACUGAAACGCUGCACCAUAGCCAACCACCUUCACCUUUCGAAAAGUCUGUGCAAGGCGACCUGACAUCUUGAUUGAAAGUCUUCAGUCCCGCCGUGUUUCUGAAAUCUUUCAGAGGAAUCCUGGUUCCUUGUCAGUGUCACAAACGUGACCAAGAGCCAUAGCAAGGUUUGGGGCAGCCACCCGUAUUUAAUUUGAAUAACUUGAUGUACUGAGGUGUACAGAUCAGAGUUGUGAACAGAACUGAGGGGAUAGAGGAAAGGUGGCGGCUUUGAAAGGCCAAUAUAGGAAGAGAUGUCACAAGGGAUCGGAACUGGAAGGGUCUCAAUCCAUAGGCUCAGACCCGGAAGUGACGUCAAUGGGGUCGGAACCAGAGUUGACGUCCUCAGGCCCAGGCGGAAUUUCCCGUGAACGGUCUGCAGAAAAGCGAGAUAAAGAGUCGGUGCACCCUGCCCCAUCCCAGACUGGCUCAGAAUUGCCCUCCUUCUAGCCCUUUAGCUGCCUCCUAAUGUCCAUACUGUGCUUGCUGACUGCGGCCAUUAGCAGUGCUGCAGUGUUGAUGAUGUUCUUCAUAGGACACUCCAGCAAAGAAGCGCACUGCAUGGAUGAGUGUGUGCCCUACGACAGACUGAUGCCCCUUCUAGGGUGGCUUACUGCCUCGUGUGACGUCUAAAUUGAAUUAAGCAAGUUCAGGAAGUGGAUGAGUUGACGCCUUUGCCCAGUCUCAAGCUCACAAGAUACUACAAAAGGCUUCCUCGUCUUAGGGUGUAAGUAAAUAGUACAUUUAACAGCUUGUCGGGACAUUUCUGCGUCACUCCACCUCUUUUAGUAAAGGUAUGAAGUCGCAUGUGGCUUAGAAAACCAACCCUGCAAGUUCUUCAGAGUCCACCAUUUGGCCUAAAGGCUGAGGACUCAGAUGUUUGUUUGCGCUCCUCCCCGUUGUGAUGCUACUUGUUUAUAUAAGAUUGGAUGCCAUCUUUGCAGACGAAACUCUGAGGCGGAAGGUCACAGAGCAGGCACUCCCCGGGUUAUUCAUCUCCCGUCUUUCAACUUUCACUUUGUCGCAUGUAUGAAGGAUGGGCUCCAUCUGCAGCCCUGCCUGUUGUUUUUUUGGGAGUGUGCUGGCUUCUCUCCCACUGUCCUGCCCAGCAGCUGCUUUCAUGUGGCGACUCUCUUUCAUUGUGAACUGCAGCUGCAACAACAUCCCACAAGGCAGAGGAGGGGCCACCUGCUGUGGAGCAGCCCCUAAAUGUGGGUGGGGGCAGUGGUGUCCUUAAUAGAAAGAGACAGAAUCCACCAUCUUGAGAGCCUCUAGGUGGUCUUACUAGAUAUUUAACUGUAACCCGAGCUUUGCACUGAAAGAAGCUGGUUUUGUUUCCACCUGAGAUGUGUAAGGAGCAAAUACAAAUGCACUCUCUUCAGUUCUAGUUGUGUUGCUCUCCCUAAAUCGAUUAUUUACUUGCUUUGAAUCGCAGAAAGAUGAGAUACGCCGCCUCGUCAGUGACUGACCCAUCAUCACGAUGAACGUGAGCUCCUAACUCCACCUGCUUGACCAGAUGAGCGAGGCCCCAGCUCAUGCGUUGCUCCCUCUGCACAGCUGGCUACCUGGGUCCGGUGUGAGGGUACAGAGGGUUAAGGCCUCAUGCUGGGGGGUCCGCCUGUCCCAUUUUAAGGGGUGUGAUGUUCUGAUGGGAGUGCGCUUGCUCUGAAUUGUAGUAAGUUGAGUAUGGAGGCUUGGGCCUACCUGUCCUCCACUUGGCAGUUAAUACCAGCUCUUCUUCAGGCCCCCCCAAGUGCUGUCCAAUGCUUUUAUUUUUAUUUCUUUCCCUUAUGUAAGUUAUUUUGAAAAUCUGUACAGUGUAACUCUUGUAAAGAUGGUUUUUAAUGGAAUUUUCUAUGAUUGUGAAGAACCUGGCGAGCCCAAACAAAGUCUAAUUUACUAAAUAAAGACUUGAGCAAAACCAAA
Molecule: messenger RNA, 5226 nt
Organism: Erpetoichthys calabaricus (reedfish)
Lineage: Eukaryota; Metazoa; Chordata; Cladistia; Polypteriformes; Polypteridae
Gene: peli2
Product: pellino E3 ubiquitin protein ligase family member 2
Exons: 6
Coding region: 215-1492 (425 amino acids)
Biological process (GO): protein polyubiquitination; regulation of Toll signaling pathway
Molecular function (GO): protein binding; ubiquitin protein ligase activity
Source: RefSeq, a predicted model, not a curated record